CAAGACAUUUCUUUAUGUCUCAUUUACAAUAUUUGAACUAGUUUACGUGACGAAGCUAUCAACAUGGGCGACAGAGUGGAAUCGUCGCUUAAGAGGUCGCAUGAUCUAUUGAGUAUGGAAAGAGAAUUAGAAGACCUGUUAAGAAACUCUCAAUUAUCACAAGACAAGAGAGAGGCAUUUCAAGAGCUAUUAAGUUCAAUAUUUGACCUGUUCCAAGCACCUUAUAAAGAUGGCAAAACAUCGUUGAUCGAUGCAUCGACAUUGACAUUGUAUUCCAAGAUGCAAGGACUUGUUGACUCACUGGCAUCGCUCCUCGUUAACGAUGACGAUGUCACACGUAUGGAGGUGGAUAGUCAACUACCCGUAAGCGAAAAUGGAUCACAGUCUAGUGAGUUUUCAGACGGUGAACUUGGUGAUGAAUCGCCAAUGAUGCCAGAACGGAUGACGAGAACUGUGUCUCAAUCUAGUAAUACAUUCAAAUCAAGGAGGACAUCGUUAUACCUUUCUAGGGAUAAGAGUUUUUUGAAGCAAUCACCAUCUUUCAGCUCAAGAAACUUGCCUAGUUUCCUAGACACAAAGUAUUCGUCUACAGUAUCACCAGUUCAUACCAAGCAGAGACCACAAUCGAUGUUCGUCGUAGAGACGCCUUCCAAACCUUACAACAGGGGCUUGCAGUCCUAUGACCAAUCUCAAUUUGAUGAGACCAUACCAAGGAUUCAGACUGUAAAUUCAUCAUCAACUUCAUUAUCCAGUGCGAGAAAGAGAUACUCUAUGAGAUUUUGAUAUGAAUUAUUGGCAACUAAAGAGAUUACGUAUGAACAAUAUAAUAUCAACUCUUGAU
This is a messenger RNA of Williopsis jadinii, 841 nucleotides long. RefSeq lists its product as uncharacterized. NCBI's taxonomy places the organism in Eukaryota, Fungi, Ascomycota, Saccharomycetes, Phaffomycetales, Wickerhamomycetaceae. The coding region runs from base 64 to 783 and encodes 239 amino acids. The record is from RefSeq and is a predicted model, not a curated record. The transcript has a single exon.